Macrobrachium nipponense is the source of this 3177-nucleotide messenger RNA. RefSeq names its product myb/SANT-like DNA-binding domain-containing protein 4. The record is from RefSeq and is a predicted model, not a curated record. The coding region runs from base 456 to 1346 and encodes 296 amino acids. Lineage: Eukaryota; Metazoa; Arthropoda; Malacostraca; Decapoda; Palaemonidae. Gene Ontology annotation, cellular component: nucleus. The transcript has 3 exons.
AAAUAUACAAAGAUAAUGACAAAUAUAAGUAAAGUUAAGCGAAAAUAACUCGUUGGCACCUUAAACCCUACCAUUGCUGUAAACAGACUGCCAGAGUUGAAUUUUUGUUUUAUAACACACUUUAUAAUUGUUGCUGUUAUGUUCCCAAUACUUAUUUCGGUUAAUUUUUUAUUGCAUUACGUAACAAUCUCAUACAAAUCCACAAAUUUAAUCAAAACAUCAACCAAGAAAACUGUAAUAAAGUAAUAAAUAAAUAACCGACAGUGUUAAGUCAAUUCUGUGGUGCGUAUGCUCGGCGCCACACUGUCCACGGGAUGGAGAAGCGAAAUCCUUAGCGAGAAAAGUAACGAGACGGUAGUGAGAGCUUCGUUAUUUUGCAAAUUUGUCGCUCCCGAUGCCUUGUUGGAAGUCUUGAGUGUUGUUUUCCGGUGCCAAAAGUGCCUGUCAGUGUUUCCAUGAUGUAUGCAACCGAGUCAAAGAAAAGACGACCUCGCUUUUCCAAUGCGGAACUUGCCAUGUUAGUGAACGAGGUUUACCGGAACAAAGAGGUGUUGUUCUCGAAAAAGUGCAGCACUUACUCCAACGAACAGAAGAGCCGCGCCUGGCAGGCCGUCACCGACAGCAUCAACGGUGUGUGCUUGGUUGAACCCCGUACCCCCGAGGAGGUCAGGCGGAAGUGGUAUUACUAUCUCAGCGACAAGAAGAAAGAAACUGCCCGUCAGAAAGCCCAAAAGAAAACGUCAAACGCGUCCCCCAACAUUCUUUACUCGCCCACAGAUCUCAAGAUUUUGGAAAUUUUGGGCGAAAUUGACGGCGGAGAGGCCGAAGGUGACGACGAUAACGGUGUAGAAGGACUUAUUUGUGAGGUAGAUGCAGACGCCCUACCUCUGAGGUCACCGUCCUCGGUUAAUGGCGACAAUAUCAGCUCAGAUGAGCAGAAGUUUUUGAGUUCUGUGGCCGCUGAACUGAACAGAGACCAUACGGCAGCUGGAAUGGUUAAUGGCUUCGCAGGAUCAAUACACAUAGAAGCAGCUAAAAGAGACUGCGGGCCCCUGUAUGUGAACGACUGCUACUCCCCUUCCUACAGACAAGGCUACAACAGCAGGAGACGCCCGCGCGACCCCGACGAAGGGGACCUGGACAUUAACAGCCGCGAAUUCCUGCACCUGGAGAAGCGUCGCCUGAUGCUGCAGGAGUGCCAGCUGGAGGUCCUGCAGAACAUCCAGCGGCAGAUGCAUGAGGACGCCGAGAGGAACCGUAUGUUCCAGGAGGCCAUCUUGGACUUGCACCGGCAGAGACUCGAGCUGAAAAGGGAGUCACUGCGGCUUAAAAAGAAGCUGAAUUGAUGUCGUCACUUUGUCUGAAGUCAUCACGAUUCACUCAUUCUUCCUUGCGCAAGACAAGACGCGAUGGAUGGCCCCGUGUGGCAUCGGAGAUCGUCGGCUCUUCGACUCUGUGUUCAGGUUCUAGGACGUGACUUGCCUCUGCGCGUCGUCAUGUAAGAAGAAGAAGAUCCAGAUGUGAUAUUGGAGAGAAGUGCGUUUCUCGCUGGUUUCUUGUACGUGUCUGUUGUACCCUUUUUAUUUAUUUAUUUUUUUGGCUUCAUUUCUGAAAUGCACCACUUUCUGUACUGAGCACUUGGCAUGGUUUAGGCAUACAGGGAGUUUGAACUAACCUGUUUUAAGGUUUGUGGUUGUAUCUUCUCUUUUUAUUAUUUGCUUUUCCGAAAGUAAUAUAUCUUUCUAUUAUAUAUCCCGUUAGACUUCGUGUCUAUCACUGUAAUCUUAUGAAUUUGUAUUCUUGUCAUGUCUCCGGUAAUAACGAUUGAUUUAUCUCUCUUAUGUUUCAUGUCUCGGCAAAUAAUUAUAUUUCCUACUCAUUUUAUAUCGCCUUCACCUGAUACCCUACACUUGACUACUUGUAGCUAUCAACCCCCCCCCCCCACAUCCCACAUACACAUCCUAUAACACACAUCCUAUAAAUAGAAGGCCCCAUUCUCACAUACCCUAGAAACUUUACAUCCCCAUACACAGACCUCCACUUCCAUAGUUUGGACUGCCCAUACGUACAAGAUGUGCUACCCACUUCAUAUCCCAACAAACAGGUGAUCUCCUCACAACCAGACAGACAGACGUCGUUUCCCAUGAACAGAGAUUCAGUCUCCACUCGUAGGUCCUUCCUUCCUCAAUCAAAACAAUGAACUUGUAUAUUGAAAUUGAUUCAAAGUUGUAUAUUCUGCUUUAUAUAUAUAUAAUUAUAUACUUUACGUUUUAUGAGAGAAAGCAUUGAAAUAUCUUAAUCUCUAUUUUAAUAUAGAUUCUAUAAAAAUAUAUAAAUAUAUAAAUAUCAGGAAUAAAUGAAUAACGACUCGACCCAAUUCCUUCAGUGCUACGCCUGUUCCCAUCGACAACGGGUAUGUUAGCCAGUAUUCUGUCGCCAGGGGAACGGGUCGGCUUGUUUUCAAGAGUUGUGGAAAAUGAGGAAGAAUUUGACGUCAAUUCUUCAAAAAUGUCAUUUUCGCUCGAGUGAAAUUUAUCGCUUCCGCGUUGUCGGAAGGAGGAUGAAUAGAGGACAGGGUUAGACUGUCCCGCCGUUACUGCCAUAUUUGUGUCUAAUUGGUAGGUGGCCAUAAAAGAAAAAAAAGAAAGCAAAAUAAUUAAGGGUUACUAUAAGAAUUGAUUGCCCACGCCCAUUACCUACCUCUCACGAGCUUGUGUGAGAGAGGUCCCCGUUAAUCGCCAGGUACUGGAUGAUAGUUUCCUUGUUCUUCACUCUGGUGGGGUCAAAUACUGACUGAUGAUUUUUUUUUUUUUUUUCCCUGAACCUCAGUCAGAUGAGCCACGUGACGUCAUGCGUGAGAUUGUCCUAUUUUGGUGAGAAGCCGUCUAACCCUGUACUCUAUGAAUCCUGGUCGUAAGUAAAAUGAGAUUUGAUUGCGAGACAGCAUUUUCCACGACUCGGGAGUUUUGUGUUAUCGGUUUUCCUUCAUGUGAAUUCAGUUGAAACCUUUUCAGUCUAUGGUUAAGAAAAUGUCGAUCUUCUAUUCAUCUCCAUGACGGAAAAACACCGGUAUGUUGUUGUUGUAAUGGCUCAGUUAAAUGAGCGCAAAGAUAUCCUCUUAUAAUAUAUAGAUCCCCAGUUUCAUGGGGUGCCAAAAUAAAGAUUAUUAAUACUGCA